This is a messenger RNA of Bacidia gigantensis, 1149 nucleotides long. RefSeq lists its product as uncharacterized. The record is from RefSeq and is a predicted model, not a curated record. NCBI's taxonomy places the organism in Eukaryota, Fungi, Ascomycota, Lecanoromycetes, Lecanorales, Ramalinaceae. The transcript is spliced from 2 exons. The coding region runs from base 1 to 1149 and encodes 382 amino acids.
AUGACAUUUUCGUACCGUUCAGCCACGUCGAGCAGUCUUUUGUUGACAACUCUCGAAUUCAAUGGCAAUACCUUCUCACUUGUCGAACGAGUCAACAUUCUCGAGGCUGCUGAGAGUUUCAAUGCGAAUCUAUUAGGCCAGGUCCGCGUGCAGCAGGCUAAGGAAUGUUUGCCUUCGAAGAUCGUGGUAGAGGUCUUUACAGACGACAGAGCAGUGGGGCACGGGUCUGCAAUUGGCCCUUCUAUUGUAGAUUUCGAGGAGGAUGUAAUGACGCUCGACCUGCAAAGAACAUUGAUCCAGCCCUUCGCUGGGCGUGUCGAUGUAGUCAUAUGGAUUGAACCUGGAACAAAGCUCGACCUUCUCUACAUCGAUGUAACCCACCUUGGCGUCCUCUCUGGUGCUCGUUCAAAAAAAUCAUCUUGCAAGGCUGCUGUGACGACAGGUGCGGAUUUGACGUACCCCUAUUGUCCACAUGAGAAUAAAGCCUUCUUCGAGUCUAAAAAUAUUACCAUCGUCGCCGGCUCCAAUUCUGUUAAAGGCAUCUUCCCUCUGUAUGAUACUCUAGAUGUCCGCACGACAUCAGGCAACAUAGACAUACAGGUGUCACCAAAAGGCGUCUCAGAUCCCAUUCAGCCCGCAAAUCUGAUGCUGCACACGCGAAGUGGAAAGAUCAACUCGGGUCUCCUCUCAUUAAACGUUCCUGACCGCAACUAUACCAAUACCAUAUCGAGUUAUAGCGGUAGUAUCAACGCAGUCAUUUUGCAUGGAAACGCCACAACGAUGCGAACAAUUAGUAGUUCUAUAAGAGGGAACAUAUAUCCAUAUGGAUUCAAUGGUACGCGCACGUUCAUUGACACCCGGACUGCAAGCGGACACCUCAAUCUCACCGUGAACCCAUCCCUCUCACAUCCAGAGGAUGCUAUCGACCGCCUUUCGACAAACCACCGGACCACGUCAGGAUCGCAGGCAGUGUCCUACCCAGAUACUUACCAGGGUACUGUCGAGGCGUCUUCAGCUAGUGGAUCCGUAGAUAUUCAAUGGGAUGGCUUCAAAGUCAUAGAGGACCAAAACGGAGGUGAUCUGCGAAAUGAUGGCCAGCAAGAGGUACAUGUGAGAGUCGCACCCCUUUUGCGAACGCAGACCGCGUGA